CUUUGUCAAAAAUUGUACAAAGAUAAAAUCAAAACGUUGCCAUUUAUGGGCCGUAAUAAAAUUAAUAUGUACAUGUGUAUAUGUAAACAAACUCAUGUGUGUGUUUAUAUUCUCACAUUUAUACAAUACUAUCAAAAAGAUCGGAUCAUUUUACCGACAUUUUGAAGUCAAGGGUACGUGGUUUUUAUUUGUUCAAAUACCCAUCGAUAUUACUAAUUAUAAAUAUUAAACAAUUGUUUAAUUUUCGUUGUGUUUUAAACGUUUUCUAUAUGAAUGUUGAAUCCAGAGAAAUAUACAUUAUUAAAAGAUUAAAACAAAAAUAGGAUUUUUAUUUUUCAGAAACUGAAAGAACAAUGAGAGUAAUGAAACGGCCACACUGCCAGUAGUUUAAUUAAAGAAGGGAAAAAUAAAUAACGGCGAAUUAUUCUAACAAGUCAACUAACCAAUCAUCAAAAUGAGGACUAUAUAUAGAUGGUUACUUAAAACUCUCAUUGUAGUGAUUAUCAUAGUGUGUCUGGGUUUAGGAUCGUAUUUUGGAUGCAGCAGUAUUUAUAACAAUUAUAUUCGAAAAAAUAUUAUUCUUAAAUAUAAUUCAAAGUAUUACAAAUUUUGGUCGGACACAAGUAAACAACCGUCUACACAUUUAGACUUUUACUUUUUUAAUUGGACGAAUCCUGAUGACUUGAAUAAACCUGAGAAGAAACCUAAUCUAGUACAAAUUGGUCCGUAUAGUUUUGUAGAGAUCAAUCAAAAGGUGAAUAUCACGUUUCAUUCAAAUGGCACAGUCAGUUACUUUCAACGACGAUUUUGGUACUUUGAUGAAAAACGCAGUAAUGGAACAUUACAAGAUAAAGUUUCUUUACUUAAUGCCACACUAGUGUCAGAAGGGAAUAUAAUAACGUUGCAACCAUAUUUGAUGAAGAAAAGUUUUUCUAACCUUGUUAAAAAACAAUCAAAAUUACGUAUAAUUAAAAGAGUCGGUGAUUUGCUCAUUGGAUACAAGGAAGUUUCAUACUUUAAACAUUUUAACAAAUUUUUAUAUCUUUCUAAGAGAAAUGGUACUAUAGAUGGAGAUAAUUUUAAUGUAGCUACCGGUGAAAAGAACAUUAGUCAAUUAGGUCUUUUAAAAAAGUGGAAUUACAAGAAUACUUCGUCGUACUUUGAAAAAAUUUGCAAUCAAAUUGAAGGAAGCAUUGGUAACUUCUGGCCUCCAAAUCCAAUCGAUAACGAAAUCAAAUUAUUUAUGCCUGAAUUAUGCAGAGCAUUGAUAUAUGAAUUGGAUAAAAAGACAGAUUAUAUGGGUAUGGAGGGCUAUAAGUAUACCAUGGACACAAAAACUUUAGAUAAUUAUAGAGAUAUAUGUUAUCUAUUGAAAGUACCACAACAUUUUGAAGUUCAGAAUUUAGAUGAUAUUUGUGAACCAAAGAAUAUUUCAGAAGAUUGUUAUUGCGAUAAGGAAUGCAAUCCGAUUGGUUUCAUUAAUAUAGGAUACUGUCAUUACGAUGGACAUAUUUUCUUCAGUCUUCCUCAUUUUUAUAAAACCAAACCUAGGUUAAGGGAUCUAGUCGUAGGUUUGAAUCCAAACGAAGAAGAACAUAGUUUUUACAUCAUUUUAGAGCCCAAUACUGGUAUGCCUUUGGAAAUAGCAGAAAGAUUGCAAAUCAAUUUACUCCUACAAACAUCUACUGACAAGAUGUUUCUUCAGAAUAUUUCAUCGAUAUACUUCCCAAUUUUCUGGUACUCUAAGAAGAUAAAAUUACCCGAAGAAUUAGCUUUCGAACUACGAGAUAUAAUUUCAUUUGAUUCCUCAAUGUUGAAAUCAUUUAUCGUAAUUAUAAUCUCUGCAAUACUCAUAUACUGCUUGGCAUCAGGAUAUUAUGAAUUCUUUUCUAUAGGUCGUAGGAGAAUAUAUACAGUCAGAAAUGAAGCAGAAAUGAUUAUAUUGGAUGAAUACUAACAAAAAUUGUUAGAUAGAAUGUAAACAAUUCAAAUUGAUACUCUCAAGAAUGAUAUUAGUCUACUCGAACAAAUUGAAUCCCAAUGAAAAUGCUCGUUUUAAAUGUGAUCUUCAAUUUUAUUUGAAAUUAUUAGAGAAUUUGUAAUUUUUUCUCUACUAAUAAGUUAUAAUCGAAUUCAACGUUUUAUUUGAUUA
Molecule: messenger RNA, 2152 nt
Organism: Polistes dominula (European paper wasp)
Lineage: Eukaryota; Metazoa; Arthropoda; Insecta; Hymenoptera; Vespidae
Product: protein croquemort
Cellular component (GO): cytoplasm; membrane
Molecular function (GO): scavenger receptor activity
Source: RefSeq, a predicted model, not a curated record